Messenger RNA from Anopheles marshallii, 642 nucleotides. RefSeq lists its product as uncharacterized. Gene Ontology annotation, biological process: negative regulation of cAMP-dependent protein kinase activity. Bases 1 to 642 code for a protein of 213 amino acids. Gene Ontology annotation, cellular component: cytoplasm; nucleus. The transcript is spliced from 3 exons. Lineage: Eukaryota; Metazoa; Arthropoda; Insecta; Diptera; Culicidae. Gene Ontology annotation, molecular function: cAMP-dependent protein kinase inhibitor activity. The record is from RefSeq and is a predicted model, not a curated record.
AUGAAAUCCACUGGUAUGCAUCGAUCUUCGGUAAAAGGUGAUGACGAUCCUACCACGAAUCGAGCCGUUGUGAAAAGUCACAGCUGGGGAGGUUCCUCUGUCAACAAAUCAAACGGUGAUCAUUUAACUAUGGCCGGAUUCCAUCAACGGGCAGUGUCGCUCCGUAAGACCCGCACCCAACGGCUUCUGCGUCAUCGGUAUAAGGAGCAUCUGGAUCAACCGUCGCUACACACUGUAGCAAAAGCAAAAAUGAUGUCACGUUUUACACGCAUUCAAGUGUUAAGCAUUAUCAAAUUAGCGACCAUGGACAAGCUGCGCGACACGGGUGCAGGCGGACCGAACGACCCGUCCGCCCAGCAACGGUUAUCGACGGAAGGUGGUGCGAGUGGCGGUGGAACGACGGGCGGCGACGGAUGCUCCGAUGAGUUUCACCAUCAGUUCUAUAACACCGGCCGGAUAGGACGCCGGAAUGCACUGCCAGACAUACUGGGGACGCAUUGUACCACGACAACGGCCGACCUGUCGACGCAACUGGGUGCACUCUCUACCUCGGACUGUACGGGCAAAGCUUCCGACGCGAGCAGUAGCAGCAUAGCAUCCGGAAACAACGGUCAGCUUCCACCGACGACAACCGCCACGUAA